AUGAUGUCGCCGGAAAAAAACCAACAGGAAGCGGGAAGCGAGGCUGUACUUCCCUUUUCCUUCGUCAAGGAGCUUCCCUUAGCAAGGCUUCCUAGGAGCAUGAAGGUCUUGUUGGCCGUUCUGCUGGGGCCUACCGCGUUGCUGGGCACCUCCAAAGCGAACUCCUGUUUGGAUCCCACCGAUACCGACUACAGAUGCGAGAUCGAUGCUGAGGGAACCCUGGACCUUUCCGAAUGCCUUAUAGCUGAUGACGACGUCGACAGCGGUGACCUCGCGGCAUGCUUGGACGCCGCCGGAAGGGAAAGUGUAAUAUUCCUCGACCUGGGUCGCAACGACCUCACCACCCUGCCUGAUGGAGUAUUUCUGGAUCUCACGGCAAUGGAAACCCUCCACAUCGAUGUCAACGACUUCGGCAGCCUGCCGGACGGCAUUUUCCAGGAUCUCCCAGCCCUCAACAAGCUCGAUAUCUGGAACAGCGGCCUCACCAGCCUGACGGAGGGAACGUUCCAGGGUCUCACGACCGUCACAAAACUAUACCUCCACGACAACGCGCUCUCCUACCUCCCCAGUGGAAUAUUCCAGGAUCCCAGUGCCCUGGAAAUUAUGGCGGCAGCUGCUGAUGACGAUGCCGACGGACUCCACGUCGACACAUACGGCACCGAAUGUGGGUGUGCUGUUACGGGCGUGACCAACGUUUGCGGCGCUGAAACCUGCACUCCCGGACCUGUCGGAUACAUUUGCGCGGCAACCACACCUGCACCUGUACCGGAGCCCACACUUGCUCCUGUACCGGAGCCCACACUUGCUCCUGUACCGGCGUCCACGCCUGCACCUUUAUCUGCAACUACGAAUGCACCGACCCCUGCAGUGGAAACGGGAGCACCUGCACCGGAGCCUACACCAGAACCGGGACCGACUCUAGGCCCUACUUUGGUACCCAACACGAGAGGGGCGGUAACCCCGGCGCCGGAGGCUGUGGCUGCACCUACCUCUACGCUGGAAACAGAAGCACCUACACCGGGCGUAGUGGCGGCCACGCCGGCACCCUUGGCUGUGGUUGCACCUACGCCUCCGCUGGAAACAGAAGCACCUACACCUGGCACCGCUAUACCGGGAUCUGCGCUAGCACCUACGUUGGCACCCCCCUCGAGCUCAAAAGGGUCGACUUCGGACUCUACGCCCAUCGUAGCGGGGGUAUUGUCCGCCGUUGCCGGUGUGGCCCUCAUUGCACUCGCGGCCCUGGGCAAGCGUCGACGAGACAAAAGGCAGGAGACCGCGCAGCCCCGCUCGGAUCCUCCGGCCCCCGGCGGCGGCAACCUUGAGCAAGGCCUUGGGCCCGUCCCGCCCCCUUCCUACACAGCGGCGCUUGCCUUCGCCAAGGGAGGCGACGACGACAAAUGGCCUUCCGCACAAAACAACGAGGCGUCGCCACCUCCGUACGCGCCGGCGGAAGGGGUCGGUGGUGGAGACAUUGUUCCGCAGUCAGCACCGAAACAAGUCGUCUUGGAUGCUGCCGAAGAUCGUGGUGCCGCCAAGCUCGGAGGCGAAGGAAGUGCGGCAGCCUCAGCGGAAACGUCGACGACGGACACUACGUCCACCGCCACACACUCCACCGCAAACGUUUCCUCUCACGAACGGGUAGAACUUGAAGUGUUUCAACAAAGACAAGGCGUGCUGGAGGCCGCUCCGGUUGCUAGCGGAUCUCGACCAGCACCAGCCUCUGGCAACAGCGGCGGGGGCGGCGGCGGCGGCGGCAGAGAAGACUCCUCGGCGGCCGACCGCCCAAACUCGUCGGACGACCUCGGGCUUGGCCACGCCGUCUUGGGGGCAGCACAGGAGCUGGCGCAUCAUUGUCAGGUCCCCGGCAUCAGCGAGGCGGCCGGGGUGUUGUGCAUCAUGGCAAACCUAUUUACGGACAACCGUGAGAACGACCGGGCGAACGAUUCAAGGCUGAAGCAGUGCCGCUCGAUCGUGAUGGCGCUCAAGCGGGCCGAGAAAGUGGUUGGCAAGGGUAGCGACACAACCGGAGAGGUGGCGCGUGUCUUGAUUGAGGACGUGCACGACGCCAUCUUCGAUCUGGUGGAGCUCAUAAAAACGUUCCAGAGCAAGAACAAGCUCUCCAAGCUGUUGCUGUCGACGCUGUUCAAGCGGCGCCAGGACGAGCUCGAUGCCGUCGUGGACCGAGCAAUCACGCGCCUGCAGCUGCAAAUGGGGCACGACAUGGGUUCAGUCAAGGAUAGCAUGAAGUCGAUGGAGAACGACGUGAGCGCAGUCAAGCAUGGCGUCAAGGCAGUGGAGGAGGGCAUGAACCUCUACAGGCAGGCAAGCCAAACCAUUUCGGUUUCGGUGCCUGGUUGCGUAGAGGGUUCUAACGCGGAGUCUACUACAUCGGAGUCCGUGGCGGAGGCUCGCAGCAUACGGCGGCAGCGGAAACUUGACCAAGUCGAGAUUCCUGAAGACCAACUCUUCAUCACAACCGAUCUGUUGGGAAAAGGGGGCUUCGGCGAAGUGUACCUGGCUGACUACAACGGCCACAACGCAGCGGCGAAGGUACUAUACAUCGCCCACGACUUGGGCGCUCUCGACGAGAACCAAAAACAGCGGGAGACGAGGCAGCGCAAGGGAUUCCUGCGGGAGCUGGAGGCCAUGAUCCGCCUUCGGAGCCCGAACACGGUCAACGUCUAUGGGGCGGUGACGUCUCUGUCGGACCGCAUGGUGCUCGUCAUGGAGCUGCUCCCCAACGGGGACCUCCUCACGUUGUUGAGGAGGUCUACGAAGCCGCUCCCCGAGGAGAAGUCCAGACAGAUCAUCGGAGACAUUUGCGCCGGGAUGGCCUUCCUGCACGGCAAGAACACGGUCCACGGCGACCUCAAGUCGGCCAACGUGCUUCUCGACGGCGGCGGCAGGGCCAAGAUCGGCGACUUCGGCACGUCCAGGUGGUCGCAGCACACGAACUCCACGGGCCUGGCCACGUACACCACCAAGGCCAACCAGAGCACUCAGAUGAGCCUCGCCUGGAGCGCACCGGAGGUGCUCGAGUCAGGCGGAAGCACCUACAAGAGCGAUGUCUACAGCUUCGGGAUCGUGGUUUGGGAGGUGUUCUCCAGGGAGCUACCGUGGGCGAACAAGACACGCCCUCGUGAUAUCCUGUCGGCGGUGUUGAUGGGGAUCCGGCCUUCGUUCCAUGUGGACGCUCCUGCCGACAUCGUGGAUAUCGCUAAGGCCUGCUGGGGUGGGGAGCCCGAGGAGCGCACUACGUUCAGUGCCAUCUUGGAGGGCAUGGACGCAAAGGGGUGGCGUGAGUCGGCUCCUCAACAGGCCCGUUCAGAGCCGUUCGAAAUGCGUCCAUAGGGAGAAUUGGACCGAAUACAG
Messenger RNA from Ectocarpus sp. CCAP 1310/34, 3372 nucleotides. The record is from the annotation of a GenBank genome assembly. Lineage: Eukaryota; Phaeophyceae; Ectocarpales; Ectocarpaceae.